CACCCGUCAGUUUCACAAAAUCGGUUGGUGUGCGUACGUUAUGUGUUGCUUUUUUCAUUUAUUUACAUAUCAGUUAAUCUUCACUUAAAGUGUAAUAACUUCCAAAAACUAAUUCCAAAAGUGGUGGUGCGGGAGUGAAAGAACGCCGUUUCAGUUUGGAUUACUUCGACUACUUUUGCUGAAUUGAUCAGGUGUGGCGGGUUGACGAUGUCCCACCACAGCGAUGACAACAUGCUCAUAGCCACGAGCGACUCCUUCUGGGAGCCCAGCAACUACAAGAAGACUACGAAGCGCAUCGAGGAUGGCUACAAGCUGUGCCAGGAGCUGAUGACGCUCGUGAACGAGCGGGCGGACAUCGAGAAGAAUUACGCCAAGGCGCUGAAGGCGUGGUCGAAGAAAUGGAACGACUCCAUUGAAAAGGGGCCCGAGUACGGUACCACGGAGGCCGCCUGGAAAGGCGUCUUGGUGGAGGCCGACAGGAGGUGCGAUCUGCAUUCCAAAAUUAGGGAUAAUUUGGCCAAUGACGUCUUGAACAAGAUCAAGCAAUGGCAGAAGGACACAUAUCACAAGUCUAUGAUGCACAUAAAGGAGAAGAAGGACAUGGACGACGCAUUUAAGAAGGCGCAGAAGCCCUGGGCGAAGCUCUUACAGAAAGUGGAAAAGGCCAAGACUGACUACCACACGGCGUGCAAGACGGAGAAAUCUGCCGCCAACCAGGAGAGAAACGCGGCCGGAGACAGCUCGUUCUCUGCGGAUCAGGUAAACACGGUGAAAAAAAUGCAAGACAGAGUGCAGAAAUCCAAAGAAGAGGUUCAGAAAUGUCGAGAGAAAUACGAGUUGGCCCUUCAAGAAAUAAACCAGUAUAAUCCGAAGUACAUGGAGGAUAUGACGGUUGUGUUCGAUAAGUGUCAGGAAUUAGAAGCUCAAAGGCUGAAUUUCAUCAAGGCAACGCUCUUUGAAAUACACAAAUAUCUUAACGUUUCGCAGGACCCAACCUUGAACCAGAUAUACGAAGAACUUUACCACACGAUCAACAACGCGGACUACGAAAAAGACCUGAAGUGGUGGUCGAACAACCACGGCGUCAAUAUGGCCAUGAACUGGCCGCAAUUCGAGGAUUACACCGAAGAGUUUCGUGAUAUUCAUAAGGGAAAAUCGAAAGACUCGUCCCCGUCCGGAAUUACUUUAAUCCAUCAAAGACCCGUUGGAGAGGAUCUGCAUGACUACUCGGCUACUCAGAAAUCCGUCAAGAAGGCUAUGGCGGCCAAGCCAAAUAACGCACCGGUGACGCAGGAAAAGGAGGUUAAACAGACUGUGGAGAAAACCGAAAGUCCGGCGAACCGAGGAUCCACAAUUACGAAUGGAUCGACCAACAAAGCAAACGAGUCCAACCCGUUCGAAGAGGAGGACUGGGAGGAGAGCGAUGCACUCGUAGACAAUGGAGAACCCGGCGUUCCCGUCAAGGCGCUGUACGAUUACGAAGGUGCGGAAAACGACGAGCUCAGCUUCAAAACAGGAGACGUGUUCGAGAAACUGGAAGACGAGGACGAACAAGGCUGGUGUAAGGGAAGAAAAGACGGACGUGUAGGGCUGUACCCGGCUAAUUAUGUAGAAGUGGUUUCCCAUUAACAGCGUUGAGGGUAUAAAAGAAAGUGUCAAAAAUGUUAUAUUUUGUUGUUAUUUUUUGAGAAAUUUAUAUAAGGGGCUAUUGCUCACAUAAACGUAAGAUACUAUAGUGUGCGAAUGUUGACGAGUGGUUUUGUAGCACUGUACAAAUAAACAUAACAGUAUAACAAGUGGUAUAUUAAUAUUAUUUAUAUUUAUGCUAAAUACGUAAGGCACUAUUAUAAUUUAUAUCGGUCAAAUUAGAGGAAAUCGGUUUUCAAGUUAUUUUUCGACAGGUAUGUGCUUCGAAGGACCAAAUCAUGAGUGGGAUUUAACUGUGUGGCGAAAUUUUUUUAAAGAUACACGUAAUAUGAAAUUUCCCGACGUUCUAUUCGGUACAUAAACGAAAAGAAAUUUCUUCUAAUUUGGUAACUUAUUUAUAACUCAUAGAUAGAAUUCACUAUAACAUUACAUUCAUGUAAAUAAAAAUUUGACUAAAUCGAGACACUUCCAGUGGAUAUGUAACUAAUUGUACGUAUAUUAGUUAUAGAUGUGUAUGUAAAUUAUUAGAAAAUGUUCUAAGGAAAGCAGCUUUGUAUAUAUAUUCUAUUAUAAUAAAUAAACGAGUUUAUUUUAGA
Anoplophora glabripennis (Asian longhorned beetle) is the source of this 2243-nucleotide messenger RNA. RefSeq names its product protein kinase C and casein kinase substrate in neurons protein 1 (gene Synd). Gene Ontology annotation, cellular component: endosome; cytoplasm; plasma membrane. Gene Ontology annotation, biological process: regulation of endocytosis; cytoskeleton organization; plasma membrane tubulation. NCBI's taxonomy places the organism in Eukaryota, Metazoa, Arthropoda, Insecta, Coleoptera, Cerambycidae. The record is from RefSeq and is a predicted model, not a curated record. The transcript has 9 exons. Gene Ontology annotation, molecular function: protein binding; phospholipid binding. Bases 208 to 1629 code for a protein of 473 amino acids.